CGCUGACUCGUUUGCUAUUCAUUGAGCAGCUCAUUUUCCUUCUCUUACUCCCGUUUUGCACAGUUUGUUUGGCAGUUUUGAUCAAAUCUGUUUCACCAGUUGAAUGUGGAAGCCUGUUUGAAGCUGGUGGCCGGAAAUAUACUUCAAUAUGGACCACUUCACUCGCCUGCUACCGUGAGUUGCAUUUUGUAAUUGUAGACGCGCAUUCGUUCGACAUCAAUAUCCCUUCCUGUGCGGAGCGUUUCUUUUCUAAAAUUUUCCGAAUGAGCCUCCGACGACAAAAACUUGUGUUUUCUGAAUUCGCAGUUUUCUGGAGCUAGUUUCCCAGUCGUUUUUUCGUCCAAUCGACAUUUUAGCGCGAGUUUAAUUCCCGGCGUGAACACUUCAUUUCAAUUUCUUCAGGCGUGAGAGAGUUAAAGUUUCCGUUCUGACUUCAUACAUCUGCUUAGAAGAAACUAUCACCGUAAUUAAACUUUUGAACCGUAAAAGAUGAAUGCUUUCAUAUCGUCGGUGCAGCAUUCGUCAUCAUAAUUCGCCAAAAAGAGUUUCAUAACAAACGCCAACAAACCACAGGAGUGGAGAUUCACGAAAUACUACUUGUUACUGUAAUUUUGAUGUCGCAUCUGAUACUGGUAAUCAAAUAUUCACAAUGAGAAAGGACCAGAAACAUUUUUCUUACGUUAUUUUAGAAUUCCUACCCUUGUAUUACACACUAAAUAAAAAUGCCUUCUUUUUCCGACUAUCUGAUUCGAAUCAAAACCAAUUACGAAAGCUCCAGUGUCUAUAUGUAGAUUUAGAAUAUAUUAUCUUGCGUGCGAUUUGAGGCCGUCAACAAGUUAAAUGCCCAUAGGAAGUCUCAAGCCUUCUUCAACGGUGAAAAUCUAUUUUGAAAAACUUUAGCUUUAACGAGAUGUUUAAGUGUAAUUGCAAACCGCCAAUUGCCAUAAUAAGAUGGUUUUAACGGCUAGCUCAAUAAAAUACAGUAAAAGCGUUUCAACACUCUACUUGGAGGAAAUUAGUAGACCUAUUAAAUUGCGGUGAUAAUACAUUUUUUUUUACUGAAGUAAAAGGUAAUUAGUUUUCAUAAUUCGUUUUGAAACAGUUUCUGGAAACAAGCGAAAAACGAUUGAAAUUCAUGGCUCACCAAAGCCUAGACAAAAUGUUUGGAUCCUAACAUUCUGGCCCAGGUUGACCGAAAGUUGGAUAACGUUAUCCACUGGAUAAGUCUCUAUCCAGUCAAUAGCACAUUGUUUAGAUUGCACUCGCCCGCUGGAUUGUGAUUUAUCCAUUGGAUAGCGUGAUACUCCCAUUGAACAACUGGGCGCCGUAUGAUAAACAUUUCAACAGAGUUACAGUUAAGAUAUUUUACCAAUUCAUUGUGAAACGACAGCAACAACUCGUAGGUAAUUCCAAUUUAUUCCUUGUAAAAACCUGAUUAAAUAUUUGCUAGGCGUUCUCAAACUCUUCCGAGAAAAUGUGUAAAGCCUUGAUUGCGAAAUAAAUUUUUUCAGCAAUUGAACUUGCUUUAACGAUACUUGGUGUACAUUUUCCAUUCUGAGAAUUAAAUUGUGUGCGUUUGAAACAUCUGAUUCAGAAAAAAUUGCCUUGAAAUGGUUAGCUUUUUUCGGUUCUAUUCAAUUGGGAGCCAUUCAUUGGGCAAUCUAACUACAGUUCUCCGUCCAAAACAUUAAAUGUGAUCACAAAACAAGAGUGUCGCCAAAUUAUAAGUAAACCGAGAAAAAAGCCUAAACCUGCAUCGAUCACGAGAUCGGUACUUAAAUAUUCUUUAAAAAAAAAUUAAGUAUCAAAUGUAGAAAUUAAAGAAUAACAGGCUAUGGCCUAAAGAGGAAUAUAAUACGUUUGUGGAACUAAUUUUUUAAAGUAGAAUUUAAUAGUUUUUAAGUUGUUUUCUGUAAACGUUAAAUAGUCAAUAACUUAUCAAAUAGGACAUGCGCAAAACUUUUUGGUUUGAUUUUCUCGUUUUCUAACGAUCCUCUCGUUUUGUGGAACAGUUCGCUGUCCAUAGGUAUGCGAAAUCGAUGGGUGAUCACGAAAAUAUCAAUUUAUGACGAAACCGACGAUCGCGCUAGAUAAGGCAAAGGACGUACUUUUGAAAUAUUGUCAUCUUCCAAUUGAUGUCCCAAAAAAGCGCAGAUAAGGAAUGUUCUAAUAUAUUCAUGUUUGCUACACUGUUUUUUGUUGUUUUGUUUGUUUGUUUCUUCGUUUGUUCGGCUUUUUUUUUUUCAGUGUAACAAACAAAUAUCUUAACUUGCCCAAUUUAUUGAUGAUCUGAUGAACUUGGCUUAUAAAUGAGAUGAACUUAUUUGACUUAAGUGAUUGCAAAUGCUUGAGUGUCUUUCAGUCGUUCAGGAAUAUUCCAACAUGUUUUCAAUCAUUGAUAGGAUCCUUUAAAGAGUUUUUAAGAGCAAAUUUUUGAAAAAUGUAGCUUGGAUACUAAAUUAAAUAUCAAAUCUCCACGAUGAAACCUUUUUCUCUAGUCGUAUUCAUUCUCUAGCAAAAGUUUGAGGAGUUUCUCGAGUUAAGCCGCCAUUUUCAAGUGGCACGCAAAAUUUGUUUUCAUGGAAGAUUAGCAUGGCAAUGCAAGUUGAAACCCGACCACCAUAACUGGAAGAGGAAAACGGAAAGAACCGCAGGAUAAUUCGAUUAAAACUUGUAAAAUUUAAGAGGGAUGCGCACAGAUCGACUCCAAGUUAUCUAUGCUUUGGUAAAAAUGUCCUUGGCUCUUAAUUCUGCUCCCUUUACUUUUUAUAAAUGAAGAUUAGAAUUAAAUAGAGAUCAAAACUCGGCUACGGAAAGAGUGCAUUACGGUGGUUUCAACUGCAGCUUUUUUUUUUCUACGUGUUUUAAUUCAAAGGAGCUUCCCGAAAUUAUUUGACAACGAUAAAAGUAAAACAAAGUCAGAGGCGAAUCCAGAGACUGACCAGACCGACAAUAAGACCCAGACUCCCGCGGAACAAGAGCCUUUGGUGCAGUCACAAGAAAAUCUUGCUUUUGAAGAAGACGAAAAACACUUGGAACCGAAAGAUACCUCAGCUGACUCAGCUUCUUCUACAUUAGAAACCACGGUGGAACCAAUGGAGAGCGAAAAAGCACCUGACACGAAAGAGCUGGAGAAAGUAGCAGACGACUCCGGGAUUUCUGUUGAUCACGUGAAUGGAAAUGACGUCAUUUCAACAAAGGAAGAGACAAAGGAAGAUGAACAUGAUCAGGGUCAUAAAGUGAAGCCUGUUCUUGAAUCCAUAAGUGCAUUCGCCAUGCAAUUCAUGGAAGCCAGCGCACCCGAAAUUAAAGUGGAUAAGCCCCAGACACUGUUCUCGGUUGCAACAGAAGAUGCUGAGGAUGCUCCACCAGGGAAACCUCCCCAGUCGCCUAGGAGACACACGGAACAUAACAUUAAAAAUAGGCUACUCGAUAAUAAUUCGUUAUUACCAGAGGCAGCUCUGACCAAGAGGCGACAUAGUGAUUUUGCCGUUUCGGCUCCUCGGCCCGUUAAUGAUGAGCUGGCUACACAAGACUUGAAGAAGCGCGGUUCAGUUGGAGCAGGUAUUACUUAAUUAUAUAUAUAGCGGAGCUCCUGCCUGCAGAGAAUGCAAAUGGAGCCCGACACUUAGGAAAAAUAUAGCAACCCAUAUCCAUACGUCCCUUUGUUAUCGGCUCAGUUCUUCAAUUAUUAUUACUAUUUUGUACUAAAUAGAUCCACCCUUUGUUUCAGUUUGUUUGAACCAUUUUGUUAUAGUGUGCCCGAUUAGUAAGCUUCUUGUGGCUAGCUAGAAGACUUAUGCCCCAUUCACACCAAAGCUUAAACAUGUUUAAAAGUUGUUUUGUUAAACACAGUUUAAUUUUUUUUUUCUUCAUAGAAACUAUUUAACCAAAUAUUUUUUGACUUGAAUGUAGCACAUUGGAAAUGCAAGUUAGCAAGUACUUGAAUCCUAUGGAAAAUCAAGUUUUUCAGUUCUCUGUUUAUAAUUUUCAUUCAAUAAAAACCAGUUUAACAAAACAUGUUUUGCUGGUGUGAAUGGGGUAUUAGACUCUUAAAUAAAGUCGUUAAUUGAUUGAUUGAUUGGGCUAUAUUUCUGUACUCUCUCGCGCUUAACUUUAAGACUUAUUACAAGGGAUCUUUCGGGAAAUAUUGCGAUGAAGGUGAUGCUUAUCUUUCAGUCACCAGAGGAAGCUCAAAAAGCUAAAUCAAGUGUUUCCUUAAGAAUCGAGAGGAUAAACAUAACAAUUGAAGUUUUUAACCCAUAGGAAGCAGUAAUACUUUGAAACGAGCAAGAUUGAUAAGAAUAAAAAAUGACCAAAUUGGAAGGCCAUAGGUAAAUUUCUGAGAUGUGCCAAUCAUUCCAUGAUGCAGUUCCUUAAUUACAGGAAAAGUCAAAAACCAUCGGCUUAGUUGUUGUUUUUCUUUUUAAGGACAAACUACCGCAAGGAAAGGUUCUCAUCCAGACGUUAUCAGAGCUGGUCGGGGACCCCAAUGGUCACCAAGUCUCGAAAGGAAACGUCUUGAUGAGGCAAAGAAGGGGAAAAAGAAGGACGAAAGAAGGAAGACUUUAGCAGAAUUAGCUUUAGAGGCUGGUUACACAGUAAGAACGAUGUGAAUUAAGCAUUGUUACGAUGAUUUUGAUGCCUUAUUAAAUUAUCAAUGGCUAAUGAGCCCGAAUGGGAUGUUCUUCCCAUCUCAUUCCUCGACAACCUGAUCUUGUUUCCCGUAUUGACUAUCAUAAAAAAAUUUUCACAGCCCAACAUUGAGACAGAAACGCCUGUAUAUCAGCCUGGAUCGUUGCAGGUCAUCAAAGCAGAUCCAUCUAAGGUAACUUUGAAUUUUUUGACAGAUUUAUCAAAUCGAAAUAGAAACUUUUUGACAAACUUUUAAUCUUUCACUGAAACUUCACUCUCGUUUGGUCUUUCGCUUAAAGUUUUUUUUCAUUCAUCAUGCCAUUUAGAACAUAAAACUCGAAACACCUCAAAUAUCAAGCACGUACACAUCCAGGCUAUAUGCCAGGCCUGACCCCUUGAUGGAGGAAGCACAUGGGACCGAACAAAUACCGCUUGUUUUUAUGAUGUGCAUUUUCUAAAUCAAACAUCUCUGCCGCAGAAUAAUAAUAUUUUCACCUUGUCUAACGUUCGCUCAGGGAAGUUCAGAAAGCUUAUUGAGUGAGCCUGGUGAAGAAAAUUAUAGCAGUGUGCCCGUGACUGGGGAAGUGUUUGUGAGCCUGCGAUAUGAGAUGCCGUCCAAAAGGUUUGAAGUACAUGUCCUCAGCGCUAACAAUCUGUCUUCUGCUGAUGCAAAAAGAUCUUCCUCUGAUCCGUGAGUAUGGCUCCUCGUUUUGAAAGAAGUCUUAAACAUCAGCAGUAUGCUAUAGGUUAUAAAAAUGUAUUUUCGAUAAAAAGAAACCAGACUUGGGACAACGAACUCUCUUGAGUUUCCACUGAAGGUUCUGAUCAUGCACAGCAAGUUAAAAUUUCACUUUUAAAGAGAUGCGGGGAUGAAUAAGGCCUACCACUUGAACGAGAUUCCUUUUUGACAAGUAACUAUUAUGAAGUUAUCAUUAGUGCUAUUAGUCACAGAUCUCUCACCCUUAAAAUCAAAAUUGCAUGUGUUCUUACUUCUGACCCGACAUUUCUAAAGAAGUCUCUAUUUUCAGUUAUGUGAAGACAUACCUCCUUCCGGACAGACGGAGCAAACGCAAGACAAAAACGAAAAAAGAUACCUUAAAUCCACACUUUGAUGAAAUUUUAGAGGUAAAUUGAUUGAGCACAACACUUGAGUAUUCCCAGGCUUUUCCUUAUUAUGUUAUUGGCAACAAUUUUAGGAUUCUAAAAUUUUAUCCUCUUAUUAAUCAUUAUCAACAUUAGUCAUUAUCGUCACAAUUAUUAAUACAUAGUCAUUAUUUGGGUCAGAACCCAUGUCACCAAAGAUACAUUCAUCGGCAUCGCAAUGGGCAGCGUGCAUGCCAGAAAAAAACUGGGUGUGACACACGAAUUCGAACUCUCUGUGAAGAAACAAACUUGAAAAAAAAAGAAAAAAAAGCGAAGUCGCAAAAGAAAACUUACGUUUUGUCUUCUUUUCCAGUGGAGUUUACCGGGGUGACCCUCAAAUUUAUUAAUUCCAUUCCUUUUCACUGGCUCGUUUCCAAAACAUCCAACUAAAUUAAAUCUAAUUUUAUCUAAUUUCUAUGCUCAAGCUUUUUAUUUUUCUCUGCAGUAUUUCAUGGGAUAUGACGAGCUACUGACACGAACAUUACAUCUGAGUGUGUGGCAUAAAAUGAUUGGACGAAACUGUUUCCUGGGUGAAAUUAAGAUUCCAAUGAACAAUUUUGUUGAAGCGGGAAAUUCCCUCGAACAACCAGUAGCUAAAUGGUUUAAUCUGACCGAGAAGGUAAGAGUUUAUUUCUCAAGUACAGUCAAAAGAGAACCUCUCCAUUCCUUGCAACAUCAAUUUGAGCCUGCUGUCUCUCUCAGUCGUGAACUGCACGUGCCAAUAUGAGUAAUGAUAUAGUUACUGACCGUUGCUAAUAAUUCUCGUUGUCUCGAUGCUUUGACAAUUAUUCACCUGAAUGGAGGUAAAUAUCCACCACUUUCAUCGUCACUGAGGUGAAUAAUUCAUUUAAUACAUUUAAUAUAUACCACACUGAUGCAAAAAAAAAUAGUUUAUUUCUUUCAAUACCGAAAAAUGUUCGGAAUUAAACUCUUGAUGCGCGAUUUUGUCUCAGCUGCUCUGAGGUGAAUAGUGCUCUGUUCACUUCUGAACUAGCCAAUCAGCGCGCGUGAAUAGCUUUAUUCACUUGUGUGGUAAAUACUAAUGAAAAUUAUUUGAUAAAUUUUCCAUCCUUCGAGCGAAGCGCUUCGAAAAAUGCCCUAACAACGGCAAGCAACUAUCAGAAAACGAACGCGCAAAGACUGUAAGUGACUACAUUACGUCCAGGAGUAAGGGAAGCUUAACUAUGCGAAUAGUCACGAUCGAUUACGAGACUUGCAUGUAUGUGGUGUGGGGAGAUAUCUCGCAGAGAUGAAGACUGAGGAAAGAUUAAACGAUGAUAAGCCGUACAACCGCUUGAAAAGAUGGGCGUUUCUUUUUUCUUUAAUAGACCGAUGAGAUGGAUGGUCUGCCUUCAAUUCCAUGCGAAUUAGUUUUGUCUUUGAAGUACGUUACGGCUGAUAAAGUAAAAAAGAAAGGAAGAACUAAGGGUGAAUUACAUGUACAUCUGUUGGAGGCCAGGAAUCUACCAGGAAUGGAUGCUAAUGGGAUGUCUGACCCCUACUGUAAAUGGUAACAGGACAAAAGAAAGAAUUUGUUCUGAAUUCGAAUGUAUUGUCUCUCACAGGAAGUAUGCGCAUGCCUUCUCCUGUCGGUUAUAAGACUUAAAAUCUGCAUCAAAUAUAACGACUAUAGUGACUCCACUUUCUCUUGAUAUUUAAGUACGUUGUACCCAGGGCACUGCACUGCUUCUUGCUUCCCCUCUUCAGCACCUUACUUCCACGUAAUGCGAAGAAAGAUUUCGAUUGAAGCAAAUUUUCGAAUAUAGCGGGCCGUACAGUAACAUACGGCUCGCUUAUUGGUCAAUCACAGCGCACUUACUAACUGAGAGAAAAAAUAAUGAACUUCAGAUGAGUGGUCUGGGUUCGAGCCCCGACUUAGUCAUUUUAUUGCGUUCUUGGGAAACACAUUUUUCUCUCGAAGUACCGCUGUCCAUCCAGGGUUACAAAUGGAUGCAACAAAUUGGCAGGGAAACUUGUUGAUAACCUUUUUCUGAGCCAGAGGAGUUCUGGAAUGGACUAAUGUCAUGUCCGUCCAGGAGUUCAUGCUAUAGCAUAAAUUCUGGUAAUAACGGGGAAUUGUACUCAUAAAAAUUCAACUUUUUUUAACUCUUGAAUUGUCAUGAUAUUCGCUUGCAAUUUUCUUUUCGCCACAGUCUUUUAUUACCAGACAAGAAAGGUAAAACUAAGCACAAGACGCCAGUGAUAAAACGGACCCUGAACCCCACCUUUGAUCACAAGUUUUCUUACGACGAGCUGUCUCCCGACGAUUUGAAGGGGAGAGUGUUGGAAAUCACUAUCUACGACUUCGAUCUCGCUUCCAGCGACGAAUUCCUCGGCGGCGUGCGGUUAGGCCUGGGCACCAGCUCUAACGAAUGGGAUGAUUCAAACGAAGACGAAAGCCAAAUAUGGCAUACGAUGCUUAAUCGGUCUAAUGUCUGGAUUCAGGUUGUUGUUCCCUUGAGGUCUACCAUGGCUUACACGAAAAAUAUGUGAAACUAUAACGAGGGAAACAGAAUGUGAAAUCCAAAUACUAAAGCUUAGAUGAAUCACAAAGCACGCUGAAUUAUUCUAAACGAAAAUGCUGACAGAAACUUUGCAAUUCACUCAAAAACGAAAUGCGGUGAUAUAUCCUAAGGUCUUGAUUGAAAUGUAUAAGGACCAUGGAAAUGAAAUUAUAUCAUAGUCACUUUUCAUCUCCAAUAAAAACCAAGUUCAUUUUGAUAGUAUUAAAAUGAAAGAGAAUAUAACUUACGAAUAAAACCGCAUGUAGAGUAUGAAAACCGCACAGUUGGAAGUUGUCAGCCUCUAGAACUUUUUGAUCUCUCGAGUUGAACGAUUUCCUUCCACGUACUGCAAUCAAGUCAGAUGAUUUCAUGAUGCAAGCUACCAGAAUUUGAUUAGUGAACGAUAAUAGUUUGAGAACUAUUUGUGAUCACUACUAAUGAUGAAAAUGCGUGGGGGCUUUGGAGGAAUAUUUGUAAAAGGUGGAUAGUUGUACUAGUUCGAUUUAUGAUUGCAUGC
Messenger RNA from Pocillopora meandrina, 8799 nucleotides. The record is from the annotation of a GenBank genome assembly. Lineage: Eukaryota; Metazoa; Cnidaria; Anthozoa; Scleractinia; Pocilloporidae.